Messenger RNA from Arabis nemorensis, 441 nucleotides. Lineage: Eukaryota; Viridiplantae; Streptophyta; Magnoliopsida; Brassicales; Brassicaceae. The record is from the annotation of a GenBank genome assembly.
AUGAAGUACAAUCCGCGUGUGACCUCUUCUCGCCGGAAGAACAGGAAGGCUCACUUCUCGGCUCCUUCGAGCGUGAGACGCGUGCUCAUGAGCUCGCAGUUAUCAACCGAACUCCGUAAGAAAUACAAUGUCAGAUCGAUGCCGAUUCGCAAGGACGACGAAGUUCAGGUUGUUCGUGGGACGUUCAAAGGAAGAGAAGGGAAAGUGAUGCAGGUGUAUCGCCGCAAGUGGGUGAUUCACAUCGAGAGAAUCACGAGGGAGAAAGUUAACGGAACAACGGUCAACGUCGGAGUCAAUGCGUCGAACGUUGUGAUCAUGAAGCUCCGUCUCGACAAGGACAGGAAAUCGCUGUUGGAGCGUAAGGCUAAUGGACGAGCCGUCGCGGAUAAGGAGAAGGGAACGAAGUUCACGGCGGAAGAUGUUAUGCAGACCGUAGAUUAA